Menidia menidia (Atlantic silverside) is the source of this 1308-nucleotide messenger RNA. NCBI's taxonomy places the organism in Eukaryota, Metazoa, Chordata, Actinopteri, Atheriniformes, Atherinopsidae. The record is from the annotation of a GenBank genome assembly.
AUGUCCUCGGCACCUACCACAUCUCCAUCUGUGGACAAAGUGGACGGAUUUUCACGGAAGUCUGUCAGGAAGGCCAAGCAGAAGCGGUCACAGAGUUCGUCGCAGUUCCGCUCUCAGGGCAAACCCAUAGAGCUCACGCCCUUACCGCUGCUCAAGGACGUGCCGGCACCAGAGCAGCCGGAGCUGUUCCUGAAGAAGCUGCAGCAGUGCUGUACUGUCUUUGACUUCAUGGACACGCUGUCGGACCUCAAGAUGAAGGAGUACAAGCGCUCCACGCUUAACGAGCUGGUGGACUAUGUGACCGUUAGCCGGGGCUAUCUAACAGAGCAGGCCUACCCUGAGGUUGUCAAAAUGGUGUCUCACAACAUAUUCCGAACCCUUCCGCCCAGUGACAGUAAUGAGUUUGACCCUGAGGAGGAUGAGCCCACACUCGAAGCCUCCUGGCCACACUUACAGUUGGUAUAUGAGUUCUUCAUUCGGUUCUUGGAGAGUCAGGAAUUCCAGCCCAGCAUUGCCAAAAAGUACAUAGACCAGAAGUUUGUCCUACAGCUCUUGGAGUUGUUUGACAGUGAGGAUCCUCGAGAGAGAGACUAUCUGAAGACAGUCUUGCACAGAAUCUAUGGCAAAUUCCUGGGGCUGAGGGCUUUUAUACGAAAACAGAUCAAUAAUAUUUUUCUACGUUUUGUUUAUGAGACAGAGCACUUCAAUGGGGUGGCUGAGUUGCUGGAGAUCUUGGGGAGUAUAAUCAAUGGUUUUGCUCUGCCGCUGAAAGCAGAACAUAAACAGUUUCUGGUCAAGGUGUUGAUCCCCCUCCAUACUGUCAGGAGUUUGUCCCUCUUCCAUGCACAGUUGGCAUAUUGCAUUGUACAGUUCUUAGAGAAAGACCCAACAUUAACAGAACCAGUUAUCAGGGGCUUACUGAAAUUCUGGCCGAAAACAUGCAGUCAAAAAGAGGUGAUGUUUCUAGGAGAGCUGGAGGAGAUUCUGGAUGUCAUCGAACCCACACAGUUUGUCAAGAUCCAGGAGCCACUUUUCAAGCAAAUCUCCAGAUGUGUUUCCAGCCCACAUUUCCAGGUUGCGGAGCGAGCUCUGUACUACUGGAACAACGAAUACAUCAUGAGUUUGAUCGAGGAGAACUCGAGCGUCAUCCUGCCCAUCAUGUUUGCCAGCCUCUACAGGAUCUCCAAAGAGCACUGGAACCCGGCAAUUGUGGCGCUGGUAUACAAUGUACUGAAAGCCUUCAUGGAGAUGAACAGUACCUUAUUUGAUGAACUCACAGCCACUUACAAGUCGGACCGCCAGCGGUAA